Molecule: messenger RNA, 3729 nt
Organism: Balaenoptera acutorostrata (minke whale)
Lineage: Eukaryota; Metazoa; Chordata; Mammalia; Artiodactyla; Balaenopteridae
Gene: FAM221B
Product: family with sequence similarity 221 member B
Exons: 5
Coding region: 1-1212 (403 amino acids)
Source: RefSeq, a predicted model, not a curated record
AUGGAAGCAGACAAGGUCACAGAAGAGCCUCAUACCACCAUGGAUGUGGAAGAGAGCCUUUCUUCAAAGGACCCCUCUGCUGAGGACUCACAGGAGCCCCCUAUCCCUGAAAUCCCCUUAGAGCCCCUUGCCUCUGAAUCUCAUAUGGUGCCAUCCAUUUCCCAGAUACCUUUAGAGACCCACACCUCUGAAACCCCUUGGGAGCCUUCCAUCUCUGAGAUUCCUUUAGAACACUCUGCCUCUGAGGUCCCUUUGGAGACCCCUACCCCUGAGACCCAGUUGGAGACUCACAUCUCCAAGGACCCAGAGAAACACCUUACUUUUCAGACCUCAUCACUAAGCUGUGUCUCUGUGUCUUCCUCUGAUUAUCUGAAGGAAGCCUUCUCUGAGUCUUCCUCCAGUGAGGGCUCAUGGACAAGGAGGUCUAUCCAGACCUCUGAAUCUGAGAGCGUUCCAAAGCACUCCCUUUCAGGCCUUCCAGCCCAGGUCCACCUGGACACAUCUGCAAAAGAUGGGGAAGAGGAAGAAGAGGGAGAGAAAGGGGUGGCUGCCACUGACAGCACCGCUCACGCAGCUCAGCCUGAACACCAGCUGGACAACACCAUCCACCCAGUGGUCCCUGCUGAGCAGGCAGACCUGGUGGAAGUGACUAAGGCAAUGCACAAAGGGAAGUUUGGUGCUCAGGUGAAUUAUCUUUUCCAGUGGGAGAAGGAGGCAGCCCUGAAUGCCAUCCAAACAGGUCUCUAUAUUGGCUGGCGCUGCCCCCAUUAUCUAUGGGACUGUUUCCGGAUUGGGGAUGAGUCCAAGUGCUUUUGUGGACACUUGUUGAGAGAGCACCAGAUCAUCUCAGACAUAUCCGUGCCCUGCAAUGUGGGCCAGUGCCGCUGCCUCAUGUUCUGCUUUAUCCCAUCACGCCCAGAGGAGGUGGGUGAGUUCUGGCUCAAGAGACGGGCCACCUUUGACCCCAGGGCUUGGAGAGCCCAAUGUCGCUGCAAACACAGCCACGAAGACCACACAGCUACCAGGUCCCAUUCCUGCAAGGUCAAAGGCUGUUGGUGCAACUGCUUUGAGUCUAAUUUCCUCUGUGCGGCCUGUGACCGGCGCUGGGAAGAACAUGAGACUUUCUUUGAGACUGAGGAGACCCAGCAGCGAGGAGGGAGGCCUCACAGUGAGGGGGCAACCUGGGGUAGGGGCCCACUCCAGGGUCUGUAAUCAGAAGGCCAGGCAGGAAGGCACUCCUGCCCCCAACCACCCCAUCCAGGACUACUUCACCCCUCCCUCCUGCAUCCCAUACCCGCACUGGUUUCCACCCCCAGGAGCAGAUUAUGUGCCUUUCGCGGAGAUGCCUACCCUCCGAGAAGCCAUCAUCAACAACUCUGACUUCGAGGCCCUCCAGGAGAAGGGGCCCUCUGGCCGUCCCAGCUCCCACCCUAGUUCCCCUGGGCUCCCUAGCCCAUGCAGUGUCCAGCCUGGCCCCAUAUCUGACCCCUGUACCUGACCCUUUCACCUCUGCUCUUCCUUCCUCCAGGGACAGACACCUGGCACAGGCCUCUGUGAGCCUGGCCCAGAUCAGCAAUAAAGGGAAAGCCACUGGAAUCUGACUGGCUCUGUAUGAGGCAGAUAGAGCCCAGCCUGGGGUAGACACCCUAGGACCUUGGAGUUGGCACCUACAGGGGGUGAGAGAGAGCACCAGGCAGGAGAGAGGCCGGAUCCAGCCAUCUGCCUCCACUGCACCCACGUUCAAACUGCUAGCUCUGGCAUCAGGAGGAGAGAGUGGCUUCAGGGAAGCCAAGGAGGGAGGGGAUUUCAAGAAGGAGCAGUGAUGUUAGACACAGAUAGGGGCUCCAGUAAGACAAAGACUGAAGAGUGUCCAUCAGAUUUUGCAAUCAGAAGGUCUUUGGUGACUUCAGAGGGUGCAGCUUCAGUGGUGCAGUGGACCAAACAGCAGUGAGUGUGAAGGAAUUUCUUUAAGAAACUUAGACGAAAGGAGCAGGGAAGAAGUCAGACAAUAUCUACAGGGGGAUGUGGGGUCAAGGAAGCAUUUUUUAUUUAGGAAAAGGGGAGGGGCCAGUAGAGAAAAAGACCUUGAAGGGUACAGAAGAGAAAGAUGCCUCGUGAAGCCAGAUCCCAAAGAUGGAAGGAGAGGAUGGGGUCAAGGCGAAAGUGAAGGGAUUCACUCUGGACAGGAGAAACACCACUUCUUGAGACCAGGAGGAGGAAGGAGGAUGGAAGAAAGGAUGGAAGAAAGGAUGGGGCCUUCACUGAGCUGCAGGGAGUAGGAUCUGGUGGAAGUUCCCCUGUGAAGUAGGAGACAAGGUCAGUUGCUGGUGGGGGAGGAGAGGGAUAAGAGUGGGGGGUAGGAGACAGGAAGAGAGGUGAAGGUUUGGGAAGGCUAAUGAGGGAAACUGGAGAAAAACCUAAUCGGUGGGCAAUUAGGGAUUCAGGUAUAGUUGGAAGCAGAAACCUAGUUAGAGAAGCAGAGAAGCAAAAUAUUUAGAUUAAUGGGUGGUGAUGGGAAGGGUAUCAGGGAGGAUAAUCAGGAAAAUAAUGCAAAAGAAGGCUUGAGGAUGUGGGGGGAGCUGACCAUACAAAUAGGAAAGGAAAGUGAAGCCAGGAAGCAAUUGACAGAUUAAAAAAGGGAACAGUCAAAGGAACAGAAGUCUCAUGAGGUCCAGUAGCAGAUGUAGUGGUAGGGAUCAAAGUACAGGAGACAGUGGCCAGAACCCGCAGAGCGCUGCAGCUUUCAGAUGAGAGCAGUUGCAAGUGAUCACAAGAGCCUGGAGUGGAGAAGACUGUGGGCUAGGGGCCAGAAUCAGUGAGUGUUGGGGAUUGACUAGGAAGCCCAUUGGUGAUUCUUAUGGGGAAUAGGGGUUUCUGACACUAAUGAGCUCUGUGAUCUUAGACAAGUCACUUUCCCUCUCGGGGCCUCUGUUUCUGGAUCUAUAAAAAAGGAUAACCUCUGUGCUACCUGCCUCUAUGAGAAUCCAAAGAAAUAAACAGUUUCAAAGUGUUCUGUACUCACCUACCGCUCCUGGCUGGUUUCCUCUUCCCAGCACCUUUUAUCUCUUGCCCUUCUCCAGAGCAGCUCUAGGGGCUGCUGCUGUCCCAGAGGCACACGACAACGGCAGCAUCCAGGGCACAGAAAAGGCCAGUGUACAUACCCUCACGUUUAGGGAGGCCCUCUAUUAUUCCAAGGAAAGGCAUGCAAAUUUGACUGCUAGAACCCCUGGGGGAAAUCACAGGGUCAAAUGUCUGUCCUUUGGAGGAGAAAGGACUCUCUAACAAUAAUAUGGCUAUUCAAAAGAAAUAAUUACUAUCUCCAGAAGUAGAAUUUCCCAUUACUGGUUAUUAUGCAAUUAGCACCAUAGUGACCUCUCAGUAAAACCAACUCAGCUAAUAGGCAACAAUAAAGGAAUGGUUACUGUGAUAAACUCAUUCAAGAAAGUAUUAUGCAGCCAUUACAAAGUAUAUUUACAUAGACUAUGUAAUAAUAUGGGAAAUUGACUGUAAAUGGAAGAAUAAGAAUAUAAUAUGUAGGGGCUUCCCUGGUGGCGCAGUGGUUGGGAGUCCGCCUGCCGGUGCGGGGGGCGCGGGUUCGGGCCCUGGUCUAGGGGGAUCCCGCGUGCCGCGGAGCGGCUGGGCCCGUGAGCCACAAUUGCUGGGCCUGCGCGUCUGGAGCCUGUGCUCCGCAACGGGAGGGGCCGCGGUGGUGGGAGGCCCGCGCGCCGC